Balaenoptera musculus (blue whale) is the source of this 10179-nucleotide messenger RNA. RefSeq names its product proline rich coiled-coil 2C (gene PRRC2C). The transcript has 35 exons. NCBI's taxonomy places the organism in Eukaryota, Metazoa, Chordata, Mammalia, Artiodactyla, Balaenopteridae. The record is from RefSeq and is a predicted model, not a curated record. Bases 315 to 8957 code for a protein of 2880 amino acids. Gene Ontology annotation, biological process: cell differentiation.
CUUACGUACGCCGCCGCAUGACGUCGUACGUAGGGGCUGGCUAGCCGCCAUCUUGCUUCUUUUUCUCGCUCGCUAUCUCCCUCUCGAGAAGGAGUGAAAGUGCUUUGGCGGUUUGUCCAUCCGCAGCUUCGGAUCUCUGGGGCCUAGGGUCCUUCCAGCCGCCCCCUACCCCUAGUUUCCCCUUCCCCUUCCCCCUAUCAGAGCUCUGCGGAGCCCCUCGAAGCGCGCAGACACACUCAGCUUGACACUCAUCCUGGCCGACUGGUUUUAAGGGGUGUGGCAGGACGUUCUGGACUCGAUGAGUUUCCACUGAAAUGUCGGAGAAGUCAGGCCAGAACACAAAAGCAAAGGAUGGGAAAAAGUAUGCGACACUCAGUUUAUUUAAUACUUACAAGGGUAAAUCAUUAGAAACUCAGAAAACCACAGCUCGACAUGGAUUACAGAGUCUUGGAAAAGUUGGUAUUUCACGGCGUAUGCCUCCACCUGCUAACCUCCCAAGUCUCAAAGCGGAAAACAAAGGCAACGAUCCUAAUGUGAACAUUGUACCUAAAGAUGGCACAGGAUGGGCAUCAAAACAAGAGCAACACGAAGAAGAAAAAGCACCAGAAGUUCCACCAGCACAACCAAAACCUGGGGUUGCAGCUCCCCCAGAAGUAGCACCUGCUCCCAAAUCAUGGGCCAGUAACAAGCAAGGUGGGCAAGGAGAUGGAAUCCAGGUGAAUAGUCAUUUUCAGCAAGAAUUUCCCAGCCUGCAGGCAGCUGGGGAUCAAGAAAAAAAAGAAAAAGAAUCAACUGAUGACAGCUAUGGACCUGGACCCAGUUUACGCCCACCAAAUGUUGCUUGUUGGAGAGAUGGUGGUAAAUCUGCUAGUUCACCUUUAACAUCUGACCAAGAUGAAAAGUCUGGCCAGGAUGAAAGCACAGCUGGAACAUCAGAACAAAAUGAUAUCCUCAAAGUGGUGGAAAAGAGGAUAGCUUGUGGUCCUCCACAGGCUAAACUGAAUGGACAGCAGCCUGCCCUUGCUUCCCAAUACAGAGCUAUGAUGCCUUCUUACAUGUUUCAGCAGUAUCCAAGGAUGGCCUAUCCUCCUCUACAUGGUCCCAUGAGGUUUCCACCUUCUUUAACUGAAACAAACAAAGGCCUUCGAGGAAGAGGCCCACCUCCUUCAUGGGCCUCUGAGCCUGAACGCCCCUCCAUCCUUAGUGCGUCAGAACUGAAGGAGCUUGAUAAAUUUGAUAACCUAGAUGCUGAAGCUGAUGAAGGUUGGGCAGGUGCUCAGAUGGAAGUAGAUUAUACAGAACAGCUGAAUUUCAGUGAUGAUGAUGAGCAGGGAAGUAGUAGUCCUAAAGAAAACAGCAGUGAGGAUCAAGGUUCAAAAGCCUCUGAAAACACUGAAAACCGAAAAGAAGCAGAUGAAGUUUUCAACACUAAGUCAUCUUCUCACAUACCUGCCCAUCCAUCAGUAGCAAAAGGUCCCUAUGGGAAAGGACCUCCACUUAAUCAGGAACGUGGACCAUCUUCACACUUGCCACCACCUCCAAAGUUGCUUGCACAGCAGCAUCCUCCUCCAGACCGACAGGCAGUACCUGGAAGACCAGGCCCUUUCCCCGCUAAGCAGCAGGUCCCGGAUGAAGAUGAAAUAUGGAAGCAAAGAAGAAGACAACAGUCAGAACUUUCUGCAGCAGUGGAACGUGCUCGUAAACGGCGUGAAGAGGAAGAGCGAAGAAUGGAAGAGCAAAGGAAAGCAGCAUGUGCAGAGAAACUUAAACGAUUAGAUGAAAAGCUUGGCAUCGUGGACAAACAACCCUCUCCAGAGGAAAUUAGAGAAAGGGAGCGAGAAAAAGAACGAGAAAAGGAACGGGAACGUGAGAAAGAACUUGAAAAAGAACAGGAACGGGAGCGAGAGAAGGAGCGGGAAAAAGAAAGGGAAAGGCAACAGGAGAAGGAAAAAGAACUGGAGCGAGAGCAGGAAAAACAGAGAGAAAUGGAGAAGGAAAGAAAGCAAGAAAAAGAGAAAGAACUAGAACGGCAGCAAGAAAAGGAAAAAGAACUGCAGAAGAUGAAAGAACAGGAAAAGGAAUGUGAAUUGGAGAAGAAAGAAAGGGAGAAAGUGGAGGAAAAAAUUGAACACAAAGAACCUACUUUAGAGCCUAUGGUAGAAAAACCAGAAAGUGAAAACAGCUGUAACAAAGAGGAUGACCCAGUUUUCAGUAGACAAGACAGCAAUCGCAGUGAAAAGGAGACCACACAAGCAGCACAUGAAACAGAACCAGAAUCAGGGUCUCAGCCUCGGCCUGCUAUAUUAUCUGGCUAUUUUAAACAGUUUCAGAAGUCUUUACCACCACGAUUCCAGCGGCAGCAGGAACAGAUGAAACAGCAGCAGUGGCAGCAGCAGCAGCAGCAAGGUGUACUUCCACCAACGGUUCCCUCACAGCCAUCCAGUGGUGCUGUCCCUCCACCACCACACAGACCUCUUUACCAGCCCAUGCAGCCUCACCCUCAGCAUUUGGCUUCUAUGGGUUUUGAUCCAAGGUGGCUCAUGAUGCAGUCAUACAUGGAUCCGCGAGUGAUAUCAGGCAGACCUGCUAUGGAUAUUCCACCCAUUCAUCCUGGAAUGAUUCCUCCUAAGCCAUUAAUGAGAAGAGACCAGAUGGAAGGGUCACCAAGCAGCUCUGAGUCAUUUGAGCAUAUAGCUCGCUCUGCAAGAGAUCAUGCAAUUUCCCUCUCUGAGCCUCGUAUGAUGUGGGGGUCAGAUCCCUAUCCUCAUACUGAGCCUCAGCAGGCCACCACUCCCAAGGCAACAGAAGAACCUGAGGAUGUAAGGCCUGAAGCCCCAUUGGAUCAGGAACAAAUAACUGCUGCUUAUCCAGUAGAACAUAGUCAGUUAGAGACUCAUCCAAAAGCAGACUUUGUCAGAGAAUCAAGUGAGACAGAAGUACAGAAGUUUUUAAGCAGAUCAGUGGAAGACAUUAGACCUCAUCAUACUGAUACAAAUAAUCAGCCUGCUUGUUUUGAUGUACCUGAUCAAAAGACUGUAUCCACUCAAGAAGAGCGAAUUUCAGCUGGAGAAAGUCAGCCUGCCCAGAAAAGAAGUGUUUCCCAUGGAUCUAACCAUACUCAAAAAUCAGAGGAGCAGAGAAAUGAGCCAUCUGCAAGCAUUCCUAAAGUAACUAGCAGAUGCAUUGAUUCAAAAGAACCAGCAGACAGACCAGAGGAAAAACCAAAAAAAGAGGGCUUUAUACGAUCUUCUGAAGGACCAAAACCUGAAAAACUGUAUAAAUCUAAAUCGGAAACUCGUUGGGGCCCAAGGCCUAGCUCCAGCAGAAGAGAAGAAGGUAAUGAUAGGCCUGUGAGAAGAUCAGGUCCUAUUAAAAAACCUAUACUUAGAGAUAUGAAAGAAGAACGAGAGCAAAGGAAGGAGAAAGAAGGAGAAAAGGGAGAAAAGGUCACCGAAAAAAUGGCAAAACCUGAAAAGACAGAAAAGAAAGAACCUCUUCCUCCACCCCCACCACCUGUGGCACCACUUCAGCCACAGUCAGUUCCACUGCCACCUCAACCAGAACCAGAGAAAUUUCCUUCAGUAGAAACGUCACCUUCAACUUUGGUGCAAAAGCCACCUCAAGAUACCGAGAAGCCUUUGGAACCUGUAAGUAGUGUUGAGGUAGAGCCUGCAGCUAAAACUGUAAACCAGCAAACUGUCACAGUACCAACAGUCAAGGAAGAAAAGCAACCGGAGAAAAUCAUCAGCAAAGACCUUGUUACAGAGAGGUCUCGACCAGAUUUAAGACCAACAGCUAAGAAAGAAUCAACUUUACCCCCUAGGACCUAUUGGAAAGAAGCUAGAGAUAGAGAUUGGUUUCCAGAUCAAGGAUACAGAGGUCGAGGCCGAGGUGAAUAUUACUCCAGAGGGCGAAGCUAUAGAGGCUCUUAUGGAGGGCGUGGCCGGGGUGGUAGAGGGCACACUCGAGACUAUCCUCAGUAUAGAGACAAUAAGCCACGAGCAGAACAUGUGCCCCCAGGACCCCUCAGACAACGAGAAGAAAGUGAAACACGAAGUGAGAGCUCUGAUUUUGAAGUAGUUCCCAAAAGAAGAAGACAGCGAGGUUCAGAGACUGACACAGACAGUGAAAUUCAUGAAAGUGCAAGUGACAAGGAUAGUUUAAGCAAAGGUAAACUUCCCAAAAGAGAGGAACGGUCUGAAAACAAAAAACCUAUAAAGCCUCCAUCUUCUUUCAAGCCUGAAAAUCAUGUCCGAAUAGAUAGUAGACCUCUAGAAAAACCUUUUGUAAGGGAUGAUGAUAAAUCUAAACCAGGCUUCCUUCCUAAAGGAGAGCCUACAAGGCGAGGCAGAGGGGGAACAUUCAGACGUGGUGGAAGGGAUCCUGGAGGUCGCCCGUCACGCCCUUCCACUUUACGAAGACCUGCUUAUCGGGACAAUCAGUGGAACCCAAGGCAGGCAGAAGCUCCUAAACCAGAUGAUGGAGAGCCACCAAGAAGACAUGAGCAGUUUAUUCCUAUGCCAGCAGAUAAACGGCCUCCGAAAUUUGAGAGAAAAUUUGACCCAGCUAGAGAGAGGCCCCGAAGGCAGCGUCCUACCCGACCACCGAGGCAAGAUAAACCUCCCCGAUUUAGACGGCUAAGAGAGAGGGAGGCUGCUUCAAAAACCAGUGAGGUGGCAGUGCCCACAAAUGGCACAGUUAGUAAUGUGGUUCAAGAACCAGUUAAUACUGCUGGGGAUAUUUCUGGGAAUAAGACACCAGACUUAUCUAAUCAGAACUCUUCAGAUCAGGCAAAUGAAGAAUGGGAAACAGCUUCUGAAAGCAGUGAUUUCAAUGAGAGGCGCGAAAGGGAUGAAAAAAAAAAUGCUGAUUUGAAUGCACAAGUGGUUGUAAAGGCUGGAGAGAAUGUUUUACCUCCAAAAAGGGAAAUAGCAAAGAGAAGUUUUUCUAGUCAGAGACCUGGCAUAGAUCGCCAGAAUCGGCGUGGCAACAAUGGUCCACCCAAAUCCGGAAGGAAUUUCUCAGGUCCUAGGAAUGAAAGGAGAAGUGGCCCACCAUCAAAAAGUGGAAAACGAGGGCCAUUUGAUGACCAGUCAGCAGGCACAGCUGGUGCUGAUCCUGUCAAUGGCAGCUCUGCACACCACCAGGAAGGAGCACCUAAUGGUACAGGACAAAAGAACUCCAAAGAUUCUACUGGGAAAAAAAGAGAAGAGCCCAAACCAGGCCCUAAAAAACCCAAAGAGAAAGUGGAUGCACUAUCACAGUUUGAUCUCAACAACUAUGCAAGUGUUGUUAUAAUUGAUGACCAUCCUGAAGUAACAGUAGUUGAAGACCCCCAGUCAAAUUUGAAUGAUGAUGGUUUUACUGAAGUUGUAUCCAAAAAACAACAGAAACGUUUACAGGAUGAAGAACGCCGAAAGAAGGAAGAACAAAUCAUACAGGUCUGGAAUAAAAAGAAUGCAAAUGAAAAAGGAAGAAGUCAGACUUCUAAGCUCCCACCAAGAUUUGCCAAAAAACAGGCUACGGGAACCCAGCAAGCACAGCUUCCAGCCUUAGCUCUAGCCUCAGCUCCAGGUCCAGGUUCAACCUCAGCUCCAGGUCCAGCCACAACCUCAGCUCCAGUUCCAGCCUCAACCCCAGCUCCAGUUCUAGCAUCGCCCUCGGCUCCAGUUCCAGCCCCAGCUGCAGUCCCAGUCUUUACCUCCACCUCAGCUCCACUCCCAACCUUAGCCUCAGCCUCAGCUCCAGUUCCAGCCUCCACCUCAACUACAGCCACAGCCUCUUCUCCAGCUCCAGCUCCAACCCCAAUCCUUGCCUCCGCUUCCACCCCAGCCUCUGUCCCCAUCCUUGCCUCAGCCUCAAUUCCCAUCCUUGCUUCAGCUCUGUCACCAGCUUCAGCUCCACCUCCAGCUGCCUCAGCCCCAGCUGCCCCCACCUCAGCCCCAACUGUCCCUGCCUCAAUCCCAACCCCAGCCCCAGCCCCAGCUCCAGCCCCAACCCCUGCCCUAGUCCAAGUCUCAGUCCCAGCCCCCACUGCCCCAGCCCAGACUCAGGGACAGACUCACAAACCAGUCCAGAGUCCACUACAGACUACAACACAGUCUUCAAAACAGCCCCCUCCUUCAAUUAGACUACCUUCAGCUCAGACACCUAAUGGCACAGAUUACGUAGCCACAGGAAAGCCCAUCCAGACCCCACAGUCACAUGGCACUCUUACAACUGAAUUAUGGGAUAACAAGGUGGCCCCACCAGCUGUGUUGAAUGACAUCUCUAAGAAAUUAGGUCCCAUUAGUCCACCACAGCCACCUUCAGUCAGUGCAUGGAAUAAGCCCCUAACAUCAUUUGGAUCAGCUACUUCAUCAGAGGGAACAAAGAAUAGUCAAGAAAGUGGAGUUGAAAUUGGAAUUGACACAAUUCAGUUUGGUGCUCCAGCUUCAAACGGGGGUGAAAAUGAAAUUGUUCCUGUGCUUUCGGAAAAAACUACUGACAAAAUAUCUGAACCUAAAGAACAACGGCAGAAGCAGCCACGGGCAGGCCCUAUCAAAGCCCAGAAGCUUCCAGAUUUGAGUCCAGUAGAAAACAAAGAACAUAAACCUGGUCCUAUUGGAAAGGAACGUUCAUUAAAAAAUAGAAAAGUAAAAGAUGCCCAACAGGUGGAGCCAGAAGGACAGGAGAAAUCAAGCCCUGCUACAGUCAGAAGUACAGAUCCUGUGGCAGCAAAGGAAACCAAAGCAGUUUCAGAAAUGUCUACUGAAAUAGGAACAAUGAUCUCAGUAUCAUCCCCAGAAUAUGGCACUAACGUGAAGGAGUCUGUAACAGACUAUACUACACCUUCUUCCUCUCUGCCUAACACUGUGGCUACUAAUAAUGCAAAGAUGGAGGAUACUUUGGUUAAUAAUGUGCCCCUGCCCAACACCCUCCCCCUCCCUAAGAGGGAGACUAUACAACAGAGCUCCAGCCUAACUUCAGUUCCUCCCACUACUUUCAGCCUCACCUUCAAGAUGGAGUCUGCACGUAAGGCAUGGGAAAAUUCUCCAAAUGUUAGGGAAAAGGGAUCUCCAGUAACUUCCACAGCACCUCCAAUCGCAAGUGGAGUCAGCAAUAGUGCCAGUGGACCAAGCACUGCUAAUUACAAUUCAUUCUCAAGUGCAUCGAUGCCUCAGAUUCCUGUUGCUUCCGUCACUCCCACAACUUCACUAUCAGGAGCUGGUACAUAUACUACCUCUUCUUUAAGUACAAAAUCUACAACCACGUCAGACCCUCCUAAUAUUUGUAAAGUGAAGCCCCAACAAUUACAGACAAGCAGCCUGCCUUCUGCAAGUCAUUUUUCGCAGUUAAGCUGUAUGCCUUCCCUUAUUGCCCAGCAGCAACAGAGUCCACAAGUCUAUGUGUCUCAGUCUGCAGCAGCUCAAAUCCCAGCUUUCUAUAUGGACACAAGUCAUUUAUUCAAUACCCAACAUGCACGAUUGGCUCCACCAUCCUUGGCUCAGCAACAAGGCUUCCAACCAGGUCUCUCUCAGCCAACUUCAGUUCAGCAGAUUCCAAUCCCUAUUUAUGCACCACUGCAAGGGCAGCAUCAAGCCCAGCUAAGUUUGGGUGCUGGACCUGCUGUUUCCCAGGCUCAGGAACUAUUCAGUUCUUCACUUCAACCAUAUAGAUCUCAGCCAGCCUUCAUGCAAAGCAGUCUAUCCCAGCCAUCUGUGGUACUUUCUGGUACUGCCAUCCACAACUUCCCAGCUGUCCAACACCAGGAACUUGCCAAGGCACAGUCGGGUCUUGCCUUUCAGCAAACUUCAAAUACUCAGCCUAUUCCUAUACUGUAUGAACAUCAGCUGGGUCAGGCAUCAGGACUAGGGGGUUCCCAGCUGAUUGAUACACAUCUUCUCCAGGCUAGAGCGAAUCUUACCCAGGCUUCAAAUCUUUAUUCUGGACAAGUACAACAGCCUGGUCAGACAAAUUUUUAUAACACUGCCCAGUCACCAAGUGCUCUCCAGCAGGUAAACUAUGGCAUGGUUACAGUACCUUUACCAGCCUCCCAGCUUUCCUUGCCUAAUUUUGGAUCCACCGGGCAGCCUUUAAUUGCUCUGCCUCAGACUCUUCAGCCCCCAUUACAGCAUACCACCCCACAAGCACAGGCCCAGAGCAUGAGUCGUCCUGCACAAGUAAGCCAGCCUUUCAGGGGAUUAAUCCCUGCUGGAACACAGCAUAGCAUGAUCGCAACCACAGGAAAAAUGUCUGAAAUGGAACUAAAAGCCUUUGGAAGUGGCAUUGAUAUAAAACCAGGCACACCUCCCAUCAGCGGUAGAAGCACCACACCAACGUCUAGUCCUUUCCGGGCUACUUCCACAAGUCCGAACAGCCAGUCCAGCAAAAUGAACAGCAUUGUCUAUCAGAAGCAGUUCCAGUCAGCCCCUGCCACUGUGAGAAUGACACAACCUUUUCCUACACAGUUUGCACCCCAGAUUCUCUCUCAGCCUAACCUGGUCCCUCCAUUGGUAAGAGCCCCACAUACUAACACCUUCCCAGCGCCUGUUCAGAGGCCACCAAUGGCACUGGCCAGUCAGAUGCCUCCUCCGCUGACCACAGGCCUCAUGAGCCAUGCUCGUUUGCCACAUGUAGCCAGGGGUCCUUGUGGAUCACUAUCUGGAGUCAGAGGUAAUCAGGCCCAGGCUGCGUUGAAGGCUGAACAAGACAUGAAGGCAAAGCAGAGAGCAGAGGUUCUUCAGUCCACGCAACGGUUCUUCUCUGAACAGCAACAGAACAAACAGAUAGGAGGCAAAGCCCAGAAAGUGGACAGUGAUUCAAGUAAACCUCCUGAAACACUGACCGACCCCCCUGCUGUCUGUCAGGAAAAAGUAGAAGAAAAGCCACCCCCUGCACCCACCAUAGCCACCAAACCUGUUAGAACUGGACCAAUCAAACCUCAGGCAAUCAAAACCGAAGAAACAAAAUCCUAAAGGCUGUGGGCUCUUGCAGGGGGUUGGGGGAAGGGAGAGGGGAAAGAGGGAGGAUGAAGUCAGAUAAUGCCAGCAGCCAGAGGGGUAAAAUGUUCUCUGACAUUAUCCUGUCCAGAGCUUAGAGGUGCACAAGGGACAUAGGAGCAAUUUACACUGACACACAGCUGCUGCACCAGUAAAAAUGAGGCUUUGCCAGCUUGCACCUACUAUAUAACGUGCACUCUGUUGACGGCCAUGCAUCUUCAGUCAGAAAUUUGUAUACGAAUACGUGCACACAUUCCUUGAGUGCAUAUAAUUUAGAACUAAAAUCCUUAUGGUUAGAUGAAACACCAGAAAUAAGAGGGCAGUAACAUCACAGAGGAAUAGCUCAGCCUGAACAAUGCGAUGAUCCCAGCUAUGACAUCAGAUGUGGUUUCUUUGCUCCGCUUAUGUUCUUUGGAUAUGGUUAUAGCAUUUAUAGGCUUGGUGGUGAAGAACAGAAGAUACCUGGUGCUGGAUAGAGGAGCCUUAUUUUUUAUUAUGGCAGCUUGCUAUUUUUGUAACGUGGUGAUUGAGUUGAACACAAUCAAAGUACAGUAACUGAUCUCCCCUUCUUCCUGAAUGAGUGAGCAGAUGAUGAAAUAUUGACGUCAGCAUCCUUGAACAUAUCCAGGCGGACAGUGUUUGGCUACUGCUUCUGUUUGAAAAGAUGCUGUGUUUUGGUUGUGGCCCAAAGGUUUGAUGUGCUACUUGGCGUCUUCUUUCUUCCGUGGAGCUCUUACCGUUCAGACACGACAGAGUUGGUCAAAUACUAGUUAGGUUGAAUCUUGCUUGCCUCUACUCAGUCAUCUUUGUAUGAAUCCAGUAGUUUUUUGUUUAUUUUUUAAAACGGUUUUUAGCUGAUGUUCAUAAAGAUCAUUGAGUACCUAGAACUGUGCCACUAAAGAAAGGAAAUCCUAUCUAAGAAGGUGUAUUUCUGUACCAGAGCUGUGUUAAUAACCAUCCUUUGGGCCCUCUGCUGGAAAAGUAGAAUCAAGUCUCAAAUAAUGCCUUUUUAAUUAUAUCCUCUAGUAUUAUAGAUGUAGGACAGUACUGUAUCAUACCUCUGUGAAUGUAAAAUAUCUUGUACCUGCUUUAUGAUACGUAGUAGUGACCGUGCUUUAUCAGAUCUGUUUUUAAUGACGUUAUUCUAGAAUGUUUUCUUUCCAGAUGAUAAUUGAGAAGCUAAUUAAAAAAAAAAAAA